Molecule: messenger RNA, 2089 nt
Organism: Paramuricea clavata
Lineage: Eukaryota; Metazoa; Cnidaria; Anthozoa; Malacalcyonacea; Plexauridae
Source: the annotation of a GenBank genome assembly
UCAUGCUGCUAACAAGACGUGAGAGAAGAAAUUACAACUGUAUUAUGGAAAUUAUGAAUGUCGCUGUGUGUGAAGGUCUUCGAGAAAUAUUCAAACAGGAAUGGAACAAACAUUAUGGUAUUUCUAAAGGCCUCUGGGAUGACACUCCGCUUACUGGUAACGAGCUUUAUAAUAUGGAGAGACCAAGAUCUGCAGCUAAAUCGUAUCUGCAUUUAUUUAAAUCUGGGAAAAGAAGUGAUUGGGAUUGUUCUGCUUUGACAGAUGCAAUUCUUUAUUCUAAGGCACUUAAGAUGCACUUGGCUCCACACGUUUCCAACAAGGUUGAUGAAUUGAGGGAUCUCAGAAAUAAAUUGAUUCAUUAUUUUGGCUCGCAACAUAAAAUGUCUGAUGUUGCUUUUGAUAACGCCUACAAAAAAGUUGUGAAUUGUUUCAAUGUACUGCUGCUAUCCACAGCGGACAUCCAAAGGAUUAAAAACUCGUGGAGAGGGAAUCAUGUAACUCGUUUAUGGGGGAUGUGGUAUAUGCCAUAUAUUUUUCUCACAGUUUUUCUGGUUGGGUUGCUUGCCAGUGCGCUCUAUAUUUUAGCUACUCAAAACAAAGCUCUCUUCAAGGUCCUUCCUAGGAAACCUGUUCAUUUGGUUGCGAACCGAAAUACAGCUGUUAAAACGAUUCUUGAAGAAUUACAUAAUCUCUCCAGUAGAAAUGACCGUGCGUUGACUUAUUUGUAUGUCUCUGGCAAACCAGGAAGCGGGACGUCUCAGCUUGCUAGGUUAGUAGGUGAACAGUACGCUACAACUACCACGUUUGGUUGGUUUGGUGGCACAACUUUUGUCAUGACUUUAAAUGGCAGAUCAUUACGUCAUAUCUUGAAUUCAUAUGUUGAUUUCGCACAUCGCAUGAAAUGCAAUAAAAGUAUUAUCGCAAACAUCGUAGAUUCUGACGAAACAAGAACAGUAAUGAAAGUUGAGAGUGUUCAGAAAGAAAUUGUUAAGGCGUUGAAAGUCGUCAACAAUGAUUACACUUGGUUGUUGAUAGUUGAUAAUGUUGUAAAGCUUAGUAAAGUAUCUUCAUUUCUCCCUCAACUUGAAGAUGAAGAUUGGACAGGUGGUCAAGUGUUAAUUGCCACACAAGACAUUUCAUCUGUUUCAUCAAACAGUUCUUUGACUGUUCGUAUCUCAGUUAGUCAAGGUAUGGAUCCGGCAGAAUCAUGCAAAUUUCUUAUAGAUCUAUCUGGUCAUGCAGUUGUUGAAAAUCAAUUGUUGAAUGUAGCAAAGGAAUUGGAUUAUCAACCUCUUGCCUUGGCGUACGCUGCGUUUUAUGUCAAACAACGUCGAAAAAGCACAGCAUCUGCAAAGUUUGCUUGGGAAGAUUACCUAAAAAAUCUCGAUGAAGGGAAACGAAACUUUACUGAAAAAAAGCCAAAUGAAAUAAAUGAUACAUACUCAUUAACCAUGUACACUGCUGUUCUGCUGGCCAUCAGGUUGAUUGGAGAAAGUGAUCCUGUUUUAAAACACGCCUUUACAUUUCUUUCGUACGUAUCUCAUGAACCACUACCCUUUCACCUCGUCGAAAGCUACAUCCUUAGUGUUGAUCAAAGUGCAGACACUUCAAAUGUCAGACUAAGAAUUCGAGAAUGUUUUCCAAUUCUUCUUUCAGACGAGAAGAGGCUGCUUUCAAUUUCUUUGCACUCUGUCGUACACGACGUCAUUAAACAAUAUAUCGCUGCUGAUGCAGAAGGAGAUAGAAAAUCGCCAUUACCAGGAAUUGUGUUGCAAAUGCUUAUUCUGCCUAAAAUUCCAAUCCUGGAGAACACCUUGAUUCCUCAUCUGAAAUCUUUUUAUAUCAGAACAGAGAAUUUUCCAACUGAGAUGUUAAUUCCAAAGUCAGGAAAUUUAAAGCAAAAUAUUUAUAAACGUUUGCUCUAUUUGGCUGAAAUGUUAGAGAAAUAUGACGAAUUGUUUUUAUCCAGGUACUACCGAGCUCUUGGUUUUCAGAUAUUUUCCGCGAUUGAUUAAUUAACGAAGGGAUUAAUUAAAGUGCCUAUAUGUCAUGAUCAGAGAAAUGAUGCGUUUCGAUUAUUUAGGUUAUU